AUCAUCAUACUUGUGUUGGUGGAUUUGUUAACAUGCCACGGAUAUCGAAGAAACUAGUUAGUAGCUUGAUUAUUGAUGAAAUUAAACAGGAUCCUAAUAAGAAAACUAAGCAUAUUAUGGAAUCUUUUACGAGAGACUUCGGCUUUGACAUUAGUCGUUAUUAUGCAUACGCAGGGAAGACGCAUGCACUGAAUACUUCAUGGGGAGAGAACGAGAAAUCUUUUAUGUUCUUGAACUGGUAUAAAAACAAGUUGAUUGAAACCAAUCCUGGUUCUCACGUGGUUUUGGAAGUUGAAGAAGGGACCCAUAAAUUUCAGAGGAUGUUUAUCUGUUUUGAAGCUUGUAGUCGUGGAUUCAAUUUCUGUCGUCCUGUAUUAUUCGUUGAUGCGGAUCACUUGAAAAGUAAGUACCUUGGUCAUAUGAUGGCAGCAACAGGUCUAACCGGAAAUGAUGAAAUCUUCCCUCUUGCUUAUGGUUUGGUUUCAUUGGAGAAUGAAGUGAACUGGAAAUGGUUUUUGGAUAAUUUGAAGAAAAUUUUUGUUUUAGAAGUUAAUGUGCUGCAUGUGUUUUCAUUUAAUAAUUUGUCUAAGAAUAAUAAGUUUGAAUAA
Papaver somniferum (opium poppy) is the source of this 608-nucleotide messenger RNA. RefSeq lists its product as uncharacterized. Bases 33 to 608 code for a protein of 191 amino acids. The transcript has 3 exons. NCBI's taxonomy places the organism in Eukaryota, Viridiplantae, Streptophyta, Magnoliopsida, Ranunculales, Papaveraceae. The record is from RefSeq and is a predicted model, not a curated record.